AUCCAACGUGUUGUUCCUGAAGGUGUGUUGGGCCCCUGAGUGCGUGGUAACCCGGCAUGGGCCCUGCAGUACGGCUGACUCUGUGUGCGCUAUACUAGGAAGGAGCUGUCUGCGCUGUGCCGCGGCAUCGCAUAGUGUGGAGAGUAACUGUGUAAUGAUCUGGAGACUCGCUGGGCAAUAUAUUGCCUGUGGAAGAAGGAAUCUAUUUCGGCACCUGACUACAGUACGUAGAGAACCGAUGAAGUACAUACUGGUGACUGGAGGCGUCAUCUCUGGCAUUGGAAAAGGAAUCAUCGCCAGCAGCAUUGGUACCAUACUGAAGUCAUGUGGGCUUCGAGUGACCGCCAUUAAAAUUGACCCGUACAUUAAUAUUGAUGCUGGGACUUUUUCACCUUAUGAGCAUGGUGAAGUGUUUGUGCUGGACGAUGGAGGGGAGGUAGACUUGGAUUUGGGAAAUUACGAGAGAUUCCUGGAUAUCAGUCUGUAUAAGGACAACAAUAUCACUACAGGAAAGAUUUAUCAGCAUGUGAUCAACAAGGAGCGGCGAGGAGACUACCUGGGCAAAACCGUGCAAGUGGUCCCACAUAUUACGGAUGCUAUUCAGGAAUGGGUGAUGAAGCAGGCAACAGUCCCAGUGGACAAGGACCAUCAGGAGCCUCAGAUCUGUGUCAUUGAGCUUGGUGGAACUAUUGGAGACAUUGAGGGAAUGGCUUUCAUAGAAGCUUUCAGGCAGUUCCAGUUUAAAGCCAAAAGAGAAAACUUCUGUAACAUACAUGUCAGCCUUGUGCCUCAGCCAACAGCUACAGGAGAACAAAAGACCAAACCAACGCAGAACAGCGUCCGCGCGCUCAGGGGUCUGGGCCUAUCUCCAGACUUGAUUGUGUGUAGGAGUACCAAACCCAUUGAGAUGGCUGUGAAACAGAAGAUUUCAAUGUUCUGUCAUGUGGAACCCGAACAGGUCAUUUUCAUUCAUGACGUGUCUUCUACAUACCGUGUCCCCAUUUUAUUAGAGGAACAAGGAAUUAUUACGUAUUUUAAACACAGAUUGAACCUUCCUGUGGAUGAUAAGCCCACUGUGCAGCUUCUGAAAUGGAAAAGAAUGUCUGACAGGUAUGAACGACUGCUGCAGACCUGCUCCAUAGCACUGGUUGGAAAAUACACCAAACUGAGUGACUGUUAUACCUCUGUCUUCAAGGCGCUAGAGCACUCUGCCCUGGCCAUCAACCAUAAGCUGAAUUUAAUGUAUAUAGACUCUGCUGAACUAGAACCUUCAAACAAAACAGAAGACCCUGUGAAAUAUCAUAAGGCCUGGGAAAAGCUGUGCAAAGCUCAGGGUAUAUUGGUUCCUGGUGGAUUUGGAUCACGAGGAACUGAAGGAAAACUUGAAGCAAUCACCUGGGCCAGAGAAAGAAAGAUUCCUUUCCUAGGUGUAUGCUUGGGGAUGCAGUUGGCUGUAGUGGAAUUUGCAAGAAAUUGUUUGAACUGGAAAGAUGCAAACUCUACAGAAUUUGACCCAAACACAAAGAAUCCAGUGGUGAUUGACAUGCCUGAACACAACCCAGGAGACAUGGGUGGAACAAUGCGACUAGGGAAGCGGAAGACUGUUUUUACAGCAAGUAGCUCCACCCUAAAAAAGCUGUAUAAAAAUAUGGAUUUUGUGGAAGAACGUCAUCGACAUCGCUAUGAGGUGAAUCCAGAACUUAUUCCACAGUUUGAAGAAAAAGGUCUAAAGUUUGUUGGACAUGACACUGAGGGACAGAGGAUGGAGAUCAUUGAGCUUGAAGAUCAUCCAUACUUUGUUGGCGUGCAGUUUCAUCCAGAAUUCUCAUCCAGACCUAUGAAACCUUCUCCUCCUUAUCUUGGGCUAAUGUUGGCUGCCUCUGGAAAGCUAUCUACAUACAUACAGAAUGGCGGCAAGCUAUCUCCCAGAAAGGAUAGCUACAGCGAUGCCAGUGAGGGAAGCUCUUCAGAUAAUUAACUGCAUCCAGUAAAUCAUGUUAAAUAUCAGAUGAAAAGGUUUCUGGAGAUGGAAAAGAAACAGAAUCAUUCGCCAGAACUGAACCUCAGCAGAAAAUACCUUUCCCCAGUUUAAAGGAAAAAGUCUAAGGAAGGCAUCAAUGUAUUGAAAAUCCAAAUAUCUUUUAUUCUUUGUUGUGUUUGUGGUGCCUUAUAGCACCACACAAACCAGUUUCCACGUAGCUGUGAUAUGGCUGUGAACAUGAAGUCACUGCUCAGAUUCUUCAAUGUGCAUUUAACUUUCUAGACUUCAAUUGACAUUUUAUCACAUCCUGCAAAUUUUAUAGGACCAUGUGAAAAGCUCACCAGCUAUUCCAGCUUUUUAAAAUUGACGACCUUUCCUCCAGAUAGACAAUGUCGGACACUUGUUCAGCUGUUUUCGGCCGGCGCUGAAAACUAAACAGUGGACGGAGUCAACAAGCAGAAGGGUGUCAGGCUCCCCCAAUCUUAAAUCCAGGUCAUAGGUCAUCAAUAUGAAGAAACUAGAAUGCCCCUUUAAGCGAUCUCCAGUGCUUUAUUGUAAGAAGCUGGGUUCAGUGCUCACAGUACCCCAGAGUUACUAAGUGGCACACAGCUACAAUGCCCUGUAAUCUAUGAAAAGAUGAAGGAGAUUUAAGCUGCGGCUAUUUAGUGUAUUCUUAGUCAUAUCUGUUUUCUGGGGAAAAAAAAGCGACAAGCCAGUGUGCUUGUCAUUUCAGCUCAAAUAGGGGUUGUCAGUGCACAUAACUAAGCAGAUUAGCUGUUACGAGUUCUGGAGCUGGGUGACAACUAGAGAUGAGCGAAUUUCAUGUUAUCAAAUACGUUCACGCUUCGUUUGGCGGUAAAAGCAGAAUUGCGUUAUUUGGAUUCCGUUACCAGGGACCAUAACGCAAUUCUAUGA
Bufo bufo (common toad) is the source of this 2896-nucleotide messenger RNA. RefSeq names its product CTP synthase 2 (gene CTPS2). Gene Ontology annotation, biological process: pyrimidine nucleobase biosynthetic process; CTP biosynthetic process. The transcript is spliced from 21 exons. NCBI's taxonomy places the organism in Eukaryota, Metazoa, Chordata, Amphibia, Anura, Bufonidae. The record is from RefSeq and is a predicted model, not a curated record. The coding region runs from base 155 to 1978 and encodes 607 amino acids. Gene Ontology annotation, cellular component: cytoophidium; cytoplasm. Gene Ontology annotation, molecular function: identical protein binding; CTP synthase activity.